ACAGAACUGAUCUAGAUUUAAUAUAUCAGAACGGUUAAAGAGUGAAUUCACUUACCUGGCUGUUAGACCUGUAGACAACAAAUAUCAAGAUGUCAUUUAGUCCACUGCUGUAUUUCAAGGAAUUGCCUAAACCAAACAUGUCAGGAGUUUGUUUAAUGCAUUCUGAACUGCAACUCCCCUCUCGUCUCCUGUGCUCUGUUUCAGUGCUUAAUUCAUGGCGAUUUUUAAGAGCUGGUGUUCAAGGCUUCCAUUUCACUAGUAUUGAGGAUAAUAUUUUGGCUUCAGCUGUAAUAGGAAACUGAUCAUAACAGCAAAUACAGCUGUUGCUAAUUAAAUGUCUGUUAACCUUUAUUCCACAGGAUAAUUACGUGUAGUCUGUGUUUCUUAAUGUCACCUGUGCGUGUGUGAUAGAUGUCCUUUUACCAGCUAUAACAUGAGACUAGUUCAGUGAUAAUGUUUUCCUUCACGUGAUGCUUGCUGAAAAAAAAAAUCCUUUUCUGCUUUGGAAAGCUAUGGAUGUGUCAUACAAAUGGUGUCAAGUAAAUUAAAUUUGUCAGAUAAUGUUUAUGUUCCCUUUAUAGUAAAAUGUAAAACAUCAUGGUUUCCUGGGAAGUAGUGAUGAGCUCCUCAGGGGACCUACUCCAAUGAAAUCUUUUUACUGCCAUAGAAGUGAUAGUUAAAAAUAAAGAAGGGGUGGGCAGGAGACCCACACCUGAAAAACAAACCCAAACUUCCUUGCAUUCGACCUGUGUGAAAAAGUCUGUCUAGCAGAGACUGGCAAUGCUUAAGCAUGGGACACAAGGUUCCUGUUGCUUAGGAGUUAACUUUUCGUUCUUGUUCAGAGCUGCAUGCUCCUUUUUAAAUAGUUUGUCAUGUUGAUGGAAAAUAAGAUAAAUUAAUGCAAGAGUAAGGGAACUGUAAUUGCUAGCAUUUCAUAACAUCUCACAAACAUCCCAUUUGUUGUGAGGGGGAGAUAAGCAAGGUAGAACAAGUAUGUUUAAGUUCAAGUGCAGAUUUGCUUCUCGGUAAAUGUAUAGGUUGCAGAACUUACUUUUUUGCACUCAAGUUAUUCUUUGUGGUAUAGCCACUGUUAAUGUGCUGACUUGGCUAAAGAUUCCAUUCCCACAAAGUUGUAGGCAAAUACCCAUCAAUCCUCCCAGAAGCUGCCACCGACUGCACAGCCAGGCGCUGAAAUAAGAUUCCAAAGACAGUACGUAUAGAAACAUAACUGAUGCCUGGCCCAGCUCUCCUGUUAGCAAUAUAAAUAAACCUGGAAGGGAUUUUUUUUUUUUUUUUUUUAGAUGGUGGGUUUAGAGCUCAGGGUUUAUGCACCAGGAUGUAAUUGGAGGCAGAAGGCAAAAGCUUUGUAUUUGUAAAGUGGCUGGAUGUACCAGGGAAGAUGUCAAUGACUUUCCUAAAUACUGAAGCAUGGUUUGAAGAGAGCAUUUUUGUUUAUUUUCCUAGAAAUACUUCUUUACAGAGCAGCUCCUAAGUAGCUGUGUUACCCUGUCCUAACAGAGUUCAAUGUGUUUUGGAAAGAUGAUACGAGGAGCAAUCAGACUGGAAGAACAUACAACUUAAGUCUUGAAGAUUUUGACAUAACCUGCGUUGUCUUUUCUGAUGCACAUGAAGGAUGCACUUUUAAUGCGCUUAGGUUCUCAAACUGGAAUUAAAAGCUGUCAUUCACCUGGAGCAAUCUGCCAAUUGUUGUUACAUAAAGGCUGAAGCCAGAUAAUUUAGCCUUUUACAAUCUUUUUUUUGUAACAAAGGGUUGGGUGGCCACUAGAGGACACUCUGCUCAAAACCAUGAGUUGGGUCCGCAGGGGGAGCGGGGAAGAGUUCAGCGAACUUGCUUGAAUUUUAAAGUGAUGUCAAGGCAAACAAGCAACAGAUUGCCUGAGAACUAGAUGCAGAAAACCUGCAGUAUAAUGCCCUUUUAUAGGUGGGGAAAAAAUAUAAUUUUUACUAUCUAUGACAUGAAAUUUGUAAGUGAAACCCCCAAACCCAACGCUCUCUCCCCCUGUGCUCAAGCGACAAAGAAUCUGAAGGGAGAAAAGAACUGGGGAGGUUUAAAUGUCACCCUUGUUAAGUACUGUUUUGUCACGUUAAUUAUAUUGUAGUUUAUGGUAUAAAGCAGACGUGCAGGUUGAUGGGAAACUUGUGUUUGAUCUUCCAGGUAAUGUGGAGCGGUGCCAUGUUUGGAUUCCUCAAGUACCUUUAUAUCCUAAUAAGCAUUAAUGCCUCACACUCAUUUAGGAUCUUGUGUAGUAGUAUCUUAAAAUCUAAAGACAAGCUGUUUCCACUCUAAGCUACUUUAUAACAGUAAAAGUUUCUCCUGCUCCUGUCCUAGUCGCUGCCUGUGCUUCAGGACUACAGUAAGAUGCAUGCAUCUGAUGUUGGAAACCAUCCCCGAUAUCCCACCCCAGACAAACAUACUAGAUUUACGUUUCAACCACAUCAAGGAGAUACAACCUGGAGCCUUCAGGAGGCUGAAGAACCUCAACACGCUGCUGCUGAACAAUAAUCAGAUAAAACAAAUUGUGAGAAGAUCCUUUGAAGAUCUGGAGAACCUGAAAUACCUCUACCUUUAUAAAAACGAAAUUCAGAGCAUCCAGCAACAUGCCUUCAACGGGCUCCGUUCUCUGGAACAGCUCUACCUGCAUUUCAACAACCUGGAAAGUCUGGAGUCGGAGACUUUUAGUGACCUGCCUAAACUUGAAAGGCUAUUCUUGCACAACAACAAGAUUUCCAGGAUUCAUCCAGGGACAUUCUCUCAACUGGAAUCCCUCAAACGGCUGCGGCUGGACUCCAACGCCUUGCUUUGCGACUGCGACUUGAUGUGGCUGGCUGAGCUGCUGAAGAAAUACGCUGAGCAGGGCAGUAUCCAGACAGCCGCCACCUGCGAGGCUCCUCGGGACCUGCACGGGCGCUCCAUCGUCACCUUGACCGCCCAGGAGUUUAACUGCGAGAGGCCUCGCAUAACCUCACAACCCCACGAUGUCGACGUCCUCUUGGGAAACACAGUUUAUUUCACCUGCAGGGCAGAAGGCAACCCAAAGCCUGCGAUUAUUUGGCUGCACAACAAUAAUGAGAUUGACAUGAAAGAUGACAACCGCCUGAACCUGUUGCAAGACGGUACCUUGAUGAUCCAGAAUACCAAGGAGUCGGACAAAGGCGUCUACCAGUGCAUGGCCAAGAACAUAGCUGGGGAGGUCAAGACGCAAGAAGUCGUGCUGCGCUAUUUUGGCACCCCGUCCAAGCCCACUUUUGUGAUCCAGCCGCAGAACACUGAAGUGCUGAUUGGGGAAAGCGUCACCUUGGAGUGUGGGGUCUCUGGGCACCCCCACCCUCGCAUCAGCUGGACCCUUGGCACAGGCUCUCCUUUACCGCAGGAUUCCCGUUUCGCUAUCACCAGCUCUGGAGGACUCUUCAUUCAGAACGUCACUUUCUCGGACCAGGGCCAGUACAACUGCAAUGCCAGCAACACCGAGGGAUCCGUCCAGGCGACAGCAAGGAUCAUAGUGCAAGAUUCUCCCAGGUUUCUCCUCAUUCCCACUGAUCAGACAGUAACUGAGGGACAAAGCGUGGAUUUCCCGUGCUCUGCUGAGGGUCAUCCUCCACCCGUGAUUGCCUGGACGAGGGCAGGUGGGCCACUGCCGAAUGACCGGAGGCACAGCAUCCUCUCCACGGGUACCCUGCGGGUGAUGAGGGUUGCUUUGCAUGACCAAGGCCAGUACGAAUGCCAUGCCAUCAGUGCCAUCGGAGUGAGGACCCUCCCGGUACAGCUGUCGGUCACCCCACGAGUGAUACCCGUGUUCCUUCAUCCCCCCCAAGACGUGGUGGCAGAGACAGGCCAGGACGUUGCCAUUACCUGCACUGCCCAAGGAGAUCCACGGCCCACCAUAACCUGGGUCAAAGAGGGUAUCCAGAUCACAGAGAGCGGCAAGUUCCACAUAAGCCAAGACGGGACCCUUUCCAUUCAAGACCUCGGCGUGGCUGACCAGGGCAGAUACGAGUGCAUAGCCAGAAACCCAUUUGGCUUCACCUCCAGCGCUAUGCAGCUCACCAUCACUGCCACGGAUGUCGGUCGGAGCGGCGACACGUUUGUAGCCACAUCGAUACGGGAAGCCAUCAGCAGUGUGGACCACGCCAUCAAUUCAACACGCACUGAGCUGUUUAGCAAACGCCCCAAGACCCCCAAUGACUUGCUGGCUCUCUUCCGUUACCCCCGGGACCCCUACACCAUUGAAACAGCCAGGGCAGGUGAGAUCUUUGAAAGGACCUUGCAGCUGAUUCAGGAACACGUGCAACAAGGUCUAAUCGUGGAUAUGAACGUCACAGGCUAUCGGUACAAUGACUUGGUGUCCCCUCACUACCUGAACAUGAUUGCCAACCUGUCGGGCUGCUCUGCCCACCGCCGCACACCGAACUGCUCGGAUAUCUGCUUCCACAAGAAGUACAGGACCCAUGACGGCUCUUGCAACAACCUCCAGCACCCGAUGUGGGGUGCGUCUCUCACAGCCUUCCAGAGGCUCCUGAAACCCGCCUACCAGAAUGGAUUUAACCUCCCCCGGGGGUUUUCCAUGGCAGAAGAUGCCAGGGACCUGCCCCUUCCUCUACCUCGCCUUGUCUCUACCGCCAUGGUCGGGACUGAGACCGUCACCCCCGAUGACCAGUUCACGCACAUGCUGAUGCAGUGGGGCCAGUUUCUGGACCACGACAUGGACCAAACGGUGGCAGCCAUUAGCAUGUCCCGCUUCUCAGAUGGAGCACCCUGCAGCGAGGUGUGCAGCAACGACCCGCCUUGCUUCUCCGUCAUGGUCCCUGCUAACGACCCCCGCGUGAGGAACGGGCGCUGCAUGUUCUUUGUCCGCUCGAGCCCUGUGUGCGGCAGCGGGAUGACCUCCCUGCUGAUGAACUCCGUCUACGCCAGGGAGCAGAUCAACCACUUGACGUCUUACAUCGAUGCCUCCAAUGUUUACGGCAGCACGGAGCAGGAAUCGCGGGAGCUGCGGGAUCUGAGCAGCCAAAAUGGGCUGCUGAAGCGAGGGCAAGUUGUGCCCAGCUCGGGGAAGCAUCUCCUUCCCUUUGCUGUGGGGCCACCCACCGAGUGCAUGAGAGAUGAGAACGAGAGCCCCGUGCCGUGCUUCCUGGCAGGAGACCACCGUGCCAAUGAGCAGCUGGGUCUCACGGCCAUGCACACGCUUUGGUUCAGGGAGCACAACCGCAUCGCCGCAGAGCUGUCGGCCCUCAAUCCCCACUGGGAUGGAGAUCUCCUGUAUCACGAGGCACGGAAGAUUGUGGGUGCCCAGAUGCAGCAUAUCACCUAUGCCCAGUGGCUCCCCAAGGUCCUUGGGGAAGCUGGGAUGAAGAUGCUGGGUGAGUACAAAGGCUACGAUCCCAACGUCAACGCGGGGAUUCUCAACGCCUUUGCCACUGCUGCCUUCCGCUUUGGGCACACCUUGAUCAACCCCAUCCUGUACCGGCUGAACGAAACCUUCCAGCCCAUCCGCCAAGGCCACAUCCCCCUGCACAAGGCCUUCUUCUCCCCUUUCAGGAUCACGCAGGAGGGUGGGAUUGACCCCCUCCUCCGUGGGCUGUUUGGGGUUCCUGGGAAAAUGCGCGUCCCCUCCGAACUCCUCAACAUGGAGCUGACGGAGAAACUCUUCUCCAUGGCACACUCUGUCUCACUGGACUUGGCUGCUAUCAACAUCCAGAGAGGGCGAGACCAUGGCAUCCCACCUUACAACGACUUCAGGGUCUUCUGCAACCUCUCAUCUGCACAGGAGUUUGAGGACCUCAGAAAUGAGAUCAAGAACUUGGAGAUCAGGGAAAAGCUCAGGAGUUUAUAUGGAACUACCAAAAAUAUUGACCUGUUUCCAGCACUGAUGGUGGAAGAUCUUGUUCCUGGUACCAGAGUUGGACCAACGCUGAUGUGCCUGUUAACGACACAGUUCAGAAGGCUGAGGGAUGGAGACAGAUUUUGGUAUGAGAAUCCUGGAGUCUUCACACCGGCGCAGCUGACUCAGAUCAGACAGACGUCCCUUGCUCGUGUCAUCUGUGACAACGGUGACCACAUCCAGCAGCUCCAGAGAGAUGUAUUCCGGGUGGCAUCGUACCCGCAGGGCAUGGUCGGCUGUGAAGAGAUUCCCGCGGUGGACCUCCGCUUGUGGCAGGACUGUUGUGAGGACUGCCAGACACGUGGGCAAUUCAGGGCUCUUUCUCAGCGGUUCCGAAGCAAGAGGUCUCCUGGCUUCAGCUACCCAGAGGAAAACCCUGCCAAGCAUAAGCCUGCCUUCCCCAGAAAUGAGGCGCCUUCUCCAAGCCCUUCCUCCAGAGAGAAUCUCGAGUCCCUUGUGGCUGAACUGGAGAAGACAGUUGCUUCCCUACGGAAACAGGUGAAUGUACUAGAGAGCCAGCUGAGGUGGCACCACAGGAACACCAGCACUCAUGGACAGGGGAAGAAGACUGGAGACAAAUGGAGAAAAAGAUGACCAUGUCACUGUUCGUAUAAGGUGCCCUGUGACCUGCACUCCCACUCUCCGCCAGCCAGUCCAACCCACUCCUACAGGGCUCAGAAAGCAGCCACGAGACCCCGCGAUGCUCUGCCUCCUCUCACACCUCCUGUACCGCUCCCUGUCCCAGGAUGACUGUACUUUUUGCCUGUAUUGAACCCUCUGCAGUGACUGCCUGUGAGCCCCUCGGCCCCUGGACCGUUCCUGCCCUUGUCAGCCUCCCUGGGAUGGGCUCUGCCUUCUUUGAUGGGGACAGACCAGCGGUCUGCCAAGACGCCGCUUUCUUCCGCAGUCCCCAGGAAAUGGAGAAUUAUUGAAGCUGCUUUAGUGCCGCUGUUCUGCUCUCGUCCUCCUCCCACGCAAUGCUGUCGUCAUCUACCUCCCCUUGUCUGAAAUGUCCCAUGGGCACCCAACCGAAAGAAUUCAUUACGAGGCAAAAUCUUUCUCAUAUGCACUGUGGUGCCAGGAAGCAUCUGGAGGAAUCUUAAAAAAAAAAAAAAAACCCAAAAAAAAACCAAACAAGAAACCCAAAACAACUCCCCAGCCAUCUUCUCAUGCCAACAGAAGGAGCAAGAGGAACCUCAGGGCCCUGGCAAGCACCGUUUGGGCUGGGCUUGCCGUCCCUGCCAGUAGCGAGAAGGUGAACCCAAGGCCUGGGGAAGUCUCCCGGCUGUUUGGGUGCUUCAGGAUGGGAUGCCAGACACAGCAGACCGUGGCCGCCCCUGAUGCCACGAUCAGCUGCUGUGUUUUGGCAGUCCUCGGGUAACGAACGGCACAUCCUGGGUUACGUGACCCUGCGAGUGACCUACCGUUACGUGCCCAGUGCUCGAAAACAUUUUCCUCGGCGUGACCUGCAUUCUCCAACUUUCUGCUCCUUUAGGGGUUUAAUUGGAUUUAUGUUUGUCUUCCCUUUUUUUUCCUCCUAAAAGGCUCUUUGCUGGAAGAUGUAUUUUGAGUGUAAACGUAACAGGACCUGGAACAGAACCUCAGAUAAUUAGAUGUAAUGGGCGCUCUCAUUAGUGGAGGGGAGCUGCUGUUUUCUGUCAAUUAGUACGGGAGAACACUAUGUGCAGUAUUUGACACACGGAUGAAUGCAAAGUGCUGUUUGUGUUUAUUGCUCCCAGGUGCUCUGCAACUAAACCAGGACUAUGUAACCAGCUCUACUGAACAAGUCUUCUGGUUUUGUUGCUCUUUGGAGGUGCUUUUUAGUGGUGCUAGAACUAAAGUCCCUGUGUAUCCACCAUAGCCCCAAAUCUGUGGACAGAUCGGUUUUUAAUACAUCCUUGUUAGCUGGUCACAGGGACUAAAGAGAAAAUACUUGAUCCAUCAGAUAUCUGUGCCUUCCUUAUCUUUCUCACUUUUCCUACAUCCUCCCACCUUCCCUCCCACAGUGCAAGGACCAGAAACUUUUAUGAACUUGCUUUUUCUUUUCUUCUUUUUUUUAUUUUUAGGUGUUUUAUAGUACCAAAGGGAUUCAAAGCAGCAGGGAUGCUCCUGGAACUUAAUAGGAAAAAUAAAAAAGAUACUAGAGAAAGGUUGUGAUUUAUCAGCUAUUUCCUGGCGUGGGACUCUGAGCUGUGUGUGCGUGUCCUCUGCAGACACAGGUUUGCAGUGAUGAGUGUGUGUUAUGCAUGUCUGGUAAGUUCAGCUCAGAGUCAGUAUUUAGUCCUCAGGGAUGUUUGUCAUUUUGAAGUACUCUUUCAUUUAGGUGCAAAUCAAGAUCCAAAGCCUUGCGUGUUAUAAAUCGGCUGCACUUGUCUAUUGCUUGUACCACUAGAGAAUCUAAUCUGGCAAAGGUCAAUAAAGGUAAAUCAGUCUCCAGU
Messenger RNA from Aquila chrysaetos chrysaetos, 8338 nucleotides. RefSeq names its product peroxidasin homolog. The transcript has 24 exons. The coding region runs from base 2385 to 6494 and encodes 1369 amino acids. Lineage: Eukaryota; Metazoa; Chordata; Aves; Accipitriformes; Accipitridae. Gene Ontology annotation, molecular function: peroxidase activity; heme binding; protein binding. The record is from RefSeq and is a predicted model, not a curated record. Gene Ontology annotation, biological process: response to oxidative stress.